Molecule: messenger RNA, 1773 nt
Organism: Funneliformis geosporum
Lineage: Eukaryota; Fungi; Glomeromycota; Glomeromycetes; Glomerales; Glomeraceae
Source: the annotation of a GenBank genome assembly
AUGGAACGUUGUGAUGAAUGUAAUCAACAACUUGAAGGAAAAUGGUGCAAUAAUUGUGAUGCAUAUAAAUUUUUAGAAGAAAGUAAAACAAUUGGCUAUCAUAAGGAACUUCAUAAAUUAACUAAAAAAGAGAGAUUUCAAUUUAGGCGGUACGGUAUAUGCCCGAAUUGUAAACAAUUGAAGGUCGACUAUGAAUUAUGCCAUGAAUGCGAUAAAAGUUAUAGUGAAUGUAAUAAAUGCAGACGACCGUAUGUUGCUUCCGGGGAGGAAUGGUGCAAUUAUUGCGAUACUAAAAGAUUUUUGGAAGAAAGUGAAACUAUCGGAUAUCAUAAGAAAUUGCAUCAAUUAUCUAAGGAGGAGAAGAUUCAGUUUAGAAUAUAUGGAAUAUGUCCCGAUUGUGUUCAAUUAAGAAUUGAUUCCAGAUCAUGUAUUAACUGUAGACGUCAUAGAUGUGGUGAAUGCAAUACUUCUAAAGACGAAACGUGGUGUGAUAAUUGUGAUGCCAAAAGGUUUUGGGAAGAAAGUGAAACUCUCGGAUAUCAUAAGAAAUUAGAUCAAUUAUCAAAGGAUGAGAAAAUUCAAUUUAAGCUAUAUGGAAUAUGUACCAAAUGUAUACAACUAAAAAUUGACCCCAGAUCAUGUGCCAACUGUAUGUUUGGCAGAUGUGAUGAAUGCAAGCAACCAUAUAUUUCCGAAGAGAAAUGGUGUAAUGAUUGUGACACUAAAAGUUUCAUGGUAGAAAGUAGAGUUAUUGGAUAUUGUAAAGAACUCAAAGAUUUAUCUAAAGCAGAGAAAUUUCUAUUUAGACAAUAUGGAAUAUGUCAUGAUUGUAAGCAACUAAAUACUGGCUAUGGAUUAUGUAUUGACUGUUAUAAAAGUUACAGUAAAUGUCAAGAAUGCAAACGACCAUAUUUUUAUGAGGAAUGGUGCAAUUUUUGUGACAAUAAAAUAUUCUUGGAAGAAAGUAAAAUCAUUGGGUGUUAUAAGAAUUUAAAUGACUUCACCAAGGAUGAGAAAGUUCAUUUUAAAAAAUAUGGAAUAUGUCCCGAUUUUGCACUUAAAGAAAUAAACCUUGAUUCCAAGAUGGCGAGUGUUGCUCUCAACAAUGAGAUAAAUAUACAUAAUCUCUGUCAAAAUUCUCCUCUUAGUACUAUCAUAAGAUUUUAUGGAAUUUCAAAGAAUCCAAAUACAGGAAAUUUUAUCAUGGUAUUAGAAUAUGCUGAAGAUGGUAGCUUGAGAGAAUCCCUUGAUAGAUCUUUCCAAGGAUUAACUUGGAAGAAGAAAUUAGAAAUGAUGAAGACUAUUGUGGAUAAUCUUGAGACGAUUCAUAAUUUGGACCUGAUACAUAGAGAUUUACAUCAUGGAAAUAUACUUCAACUUUCAAGUGGUAAAUUAAGUAUUUGUGAUUUAGGACUUUCUCAAUCAAUAUAUGAAAUUGAUAAAUAUGGGGUGUAUGGUGUAUUACCUUACAUGGCACCUGAAAUUUUACGAGGACAACGUUAUACCAAAGCUUCUGAUAUUUAUGGAUUUGGAAUCAUAGCGUAUGAAAUAAUUACUGGUUUACCUCCUUAUCAUGACAUUGAUCAUAAUUACUUGGCUUUACCUAUUUGUGGUGGAUUAAGACCCAAAUUUAAUAUUAAAGUACCCCAAUCUAUUUCAGAUUUAAUUAACAAAUGUUUAGAUGCAAACCCAUUAGAACGACCAACAGCAAAUGAAUUAUCUAAUCAAUUGUUUAACCUUAUAAAUGAUUCUUCUAAUGAAGGAGAUAAAUGA